This is a messenger RNA of Penicillium canescens, 500 nucleotides long. Its product is annotated as Dabb family protein. Bases 20 to 391 code for a protein of 123 amino acids. The record is from RefSeq and is a predicted model, not a curated record. The transcript has 2 exons. Lineage: Eukaryota; Fungi; Ascomycota; Eurotiomycetes; Eurotiales; Aspergillaceae.
CUUAAAGCCCGCCAUCCCCAUGUCCCGCCUCCCUCCCCGAAUACUCCGUACCCUCCGAACGAUCCAUACAUCCACAAUGGCCCCCAUCGAGCGAAUCACCCUCUUCAAGAUUCCCAACGAGGCAGACCGGGACCGCGUCCUGGAGCAGUACAAGGUUCUCGCGAAGACUGCUACCAAGGACGGCAAGCCUUACAUCGUCGCUGCUGCUGCGGGCGCUUCAUUUCCCGAUCCUAGGAAUAAGGGGUACAAUUUGUCGGUCAAGACUACUUUUGCUUCUAUGGAGGAUAUGAAGUACUAUGAUAGUGAGUGUGAGGCUCAUAAGGCGCUUAAGGCUGUUGCUGGACCCGUUAAGGAGGAUGUUUUGACGAGUUUUUAUGAGAGUGUUUUGUAAUUGGAUUUGAAUUGUUAUAUUUCUUAUUUCUUAUUUGUGCUUUUUUUUCCUGCUUUUUCUUCGGUUUGAGGGGAUUGUACAUGUGUGUCUAGUAAGUAGCAAUAAAGAG